AUGGCUGAUCAACAAGUCCUGGAGCAACAUAACUCCUCGCGCUCGCCUUCCCCCUCCUCCGAUGAGACCGUCACCGACCGCCCCGUCCGCAUAACCGUCGCCUUCGCGGGCCAUACCCACGCCUUCGACUUCGACAGCGCCGCAGUCCUCGACGACCUCGUAGAUGCCUGCGAGGACUUCCUGCCCAACGGCCAAGAAUAUGACUGGGAUGCGGCCAAGUUCAUCGCGCCCAAGGCGGGCCUGCUCAAGGCCCGGGACAAGGCCGAGUUCCCGCUCGCCGAGCUCAACGGCAAGAAGGUCAACCUGAUGGUGUCGAAAGCGUCCGCCAUCGACGCCCUGCGCCAGGCCGAGGCCAACGCCCGCCGGCGCGCCGAGCGGCGGCUCGCACAGCGGCGCAACGCCCGGAGCCACCAACACCAGCACCAGCACCAGCACCACAGCCACCGGCACCGCGACCCGCAGCGGGCGCAGGACGACGCUACCUACACCUUCAUGGCGGUGCGGCCGCUCUCGCACCUGCCGCGCCCGGAGCGCAGCCAGGCGUUCCUGCAGCGGCUGAAGGAGGACCCGGGGAUCCGGUCGGCGAUGCGCAAGCACAGGUUCAGCGUCGGCCUGCUGACGGAGAUGGACCCCCUGAGCUACACCGAGGCGAGCCACGAGGGCACGACGCGCGUCCUCGGCCUCAACCGCAACCAGGGCGAGGUCAUCGAGCUGCGCCUGCGCACCGACGCCUACGACGGCUACCGCGACUACCGCACCAUCCGCAAGACGCUGUGCCACGAGCUGGCGCACAACGUCCACGGCCCGCACGACCGCAACUUCUGGGACCUGUGCCACCAGAUCGAGCGCGAGGUCGACGCCGGCGACUGGAAGCACGGCGGCCGCACUGUCGGCGACCAGGAGUACUACGAGCCCGUGUCGGGCGGUGCCGGGGACGAGGAGGACAUCAUGGACCAUGGUGGCUGGACGGGCGGCAGCUACGUCCUGGGCGGUAGCAGUACCAGUGCCGGCUCCGUGACCGGCGCCUCGGGGCAACCGCUGAGCCGUAGGGAGAUCAUUGCGAAAGCGGCAGAAGAAAGGAGGAGGCGGAUGGACAACGCCAGACCCGACGGGGGAAACGACGGCGAUAGCCGGCCUGCAUAA
Messenger RNA from Phaeoacremonium minimum UCRPA7, 1143 nucleotides. Its product is annotated as putative ubiquitin metalloprotease fusion protein. The transcript has a single exon. Gene Ontology annotation, molecular function: proteasome binding. Bases 1 to 1143 code for a protein of 380 amino acids. The record is from RefSeq and is a predicted model, not a curated record. Lineage: Eukaryota; Fungi; Ascomycota; Sordariomycetes; Togniniales; Togniniaceae.